Messenger RNA from Penaeus monodon (black tiger shrimp), 1238 nucleotides. Its product is annotated as glycine-rich cell wall structural protein 1-like. The coding region runs from base 1 to 1104 and encodes 367 amino acids. The record is from RefSeq and is a predicted model, not a curated record. NCBI's taxonomy places the organism in Eukaryota, Metazoa, Arthropoda, Malacostraca, Decapoda, Penaeidae. The transcript has 2 exons.
AUGAAGCUAUUGGUCACGAUAUCGUUGCUCGCUGCUGUAUGUACUGCUGUGCCUGAUGGAUAUAGAGCUCCCGGAUCCUCUACUGCAGGAUUUUCUAGCGGAGGAGGACUCUCUGGUGGAGGAGGAUUCUCUGGCGGGGGUGGAUUCUCUGGUGGAGGUGGAUUCUCUGGUGGAAGUGUAAUUUCUGCUGGAGGAAGUGGAUUCUCUAGUGGAGGAGGUUUCUCAGGUGGGGGAGGAUUUUCUGGCGGGAGCGGAGGAUUCACCAGUGGAGGAUUCUCAAGUGGAGGAGGAUUUUCGAGUGGAGGAUUUUCUAGCGGUGGAGGAUUCUCUGGCGGAGUUGGAUUCGGAAGUGGAGGAGGAUUUUCUAGUGGCGGCGGAUCGGGCAGAGGAUGCGGUCCUGGAACGGUCCUACAUGUGGACGGGUCCUGUGUCUCUCCAGUAGUAUCAAGAAAAGUGUACGUCUACGACGCCCCUGCACAACCGUCCAUUCCAAGUGGUCCACCACCAAGGAUUCCACCGCCGAGGGUUGAUCACAAUAUCCUGUUUGUUCGUAUUCCGGAGGGAGGCGCAGGACCUGAGCCGAUUGUUAUCCCACCACCGAGGCAAGAGAAUAUCGUGUACGUCCUUAAUAAGGCCAGUGGAGCAGGAGGACAACAAGUCAUCGAAGUACCAGCUCCUCCUGCUUCUAGUCCAGAAGUGUUCUUCGUCAACUAUGCAGAAGGAGAAAAUCCUCAACUCCCUAGCGGUGUGGACCUCCAGACAGCCCUCCAAGCAGCUUCCAGUGGAGGAGGACAAGUCAUCGGUGGCGCCGGAGGUGGUGGUUCAGGAGGGGGAGGCUUUGGAGGCGCAGGAGGACUGGGUGGCGGAGGAGGAUUGGGAGGUGGUUUUGGCGGUAGUGGAGGAUUGGUAGGUGGCUUUGGCGGCAGUGGAGCAGCCGGAGGUGGAUUUGUUGGAAGUUCGGGAGGCGGAGGAUUUGGCGGUGGGGUAGGACAAGCAGGAGGAGGAUUCGUAGGUAGCUUUGGAGACAGCGGAGAAAUUGGAAUCAGCGUUGGCUCCGGUGGUGGUCACGUUAGUGCACCAUCAAACACAUAUGGAGCUCCUUAAGGCAAUUGUUAGUGGAAACGCUGUCCUUUUUGGAGCAUCAGGAGAGAUGACUUUCAUAUGGAAAACAAAAGAAUGAAUUCUUGUUUUUGUUGAUAUUGUUGUUACAUUUUCUAAUGAUAUGAAUAAAAUGAAAU